Molecule: messenger RNA, 516 nt
Organism: Cylicostephanus goldi
Lineage: Eukaryota; Metazoa; Nematoda; Chromadorea; Rhabditida; Strongylidae
Source: the annotation of a GenBank genome assembly
AUGCGAGCUAUGUUCGAGCGAUUGGCACACUCUAGCAUUAUGCGACUUAGUGAGAGCAGCAUGGAAAAGCUAUUCGACCUAACUCUGAUGAUGACCAAAUACCAAAUCCAAUCGGUGGUAAUGCCUGAGCAGAUUCUUACGGUCACCAUGAACCAUCUAAGUGGAAUGAGGAGAAUAGCAAAGCAAGAAGAUGACAUCCAGGAGCUGAUUAGGAACGCGCAUGCUAUGUUUCUGAUGCUUUAUGGACCGGUAUCGCUCACUGAGUGGAACAUGAUACGAUAUCAAAUGCUCAAUUUUUUCCAGGAUUGUCGGGUCAAAGUGUCCGUUUUGCUCAGGGACGAGAAGCAAUUCGACGAUGGCCACUUUGUCUACUUACCGGAAAAGAACCCUAUCGAGCUUCCACCAGAUGUCGAAACUCCCGGAAUCACGAAGUACUACGAAAAUGGCGAGUUGGUCAAAACAACUCAGAAAGCCGUAAUCUCGACGCCGAAGUACGCUCGACGACACUCGGCAUGA